CCAAAAUAUCCCAUACAGACAAAAGAAACUGAACGAGGCUUUUACAUUUGAAAAUGAGACCUGCUCUUGCUGUGCUUACUCUCCUCUUCCUUUUCUUGUUUGCUGCUACUAUAGAAUCAAGAAAUGAUCUAAAGGAAUAUUGGAAAACUAUUAUGAAAGAUGAAGAGAUGCCGGAAGGAAUUCAAGGGCUUCUUCAACUGAAAUCUGAAAUCGAACCUAUGAAGAACUCCAAGGCACAAGAACAACUUGCCAAAGGUAAGUGCGAUGAGCAUCCCGCAACAAACACACUAAAUAUCAUAAAAAAAAAGGUGGUCACAGAAGAAUUUCAACCAAGACCCACAAUUUCAGCUUAUGGUGAUGACAAGAUUGAUAUAAAGGUAACUGAGAAACAUAUAAAAGAUUUUGAGCCAAGGCCAAGUGGCACAAGGUAUGACGGUGAUGGUUAUAAAAGCGAGAAGCUACGAGUGUACUCUGAGUUUGAACCUAGGCCAAGUGCUACAAAGUAUGAUGGUGAUGGUGAAGGUUAUAAGACUAUUAAACUACCAGGGAAUGACGAAUUUGAACCCAUACCAAGUGUUACAAGGUAUGAUGGUGAUGGUUAUAAGAGUAUGAAACUAUCGGGGAAUGAUGAGUUUGAACCCAGACCAAGUGUUACAAGGUAUGACGGUGACGGUUAUCAGAGUACAAAACUAUCGGUGAAUAAUGAGUUUGAACCUAUACCAAGUGUUACAAAGUAUGGCGGUGAUGGUUAUAAGAAUACCAAAUUAUCGGUGAAUAGUGAGUUUGAACCCAUACCAAGUGUUACAAGUUAUGGCAGUGAUGGCUAUAAGAGUAUGAAACUACCGGUUAAUGACGAGUUUGAACCCAGACCAAGUGCUACAAAGUAUGAUGGUGAUGGUUAUCAGAGUACAAAACUAUCGGUGAACAGUGAGUUUGAACCCAUACCAAGUGUUACAAGUUAUGGCAGUGAUGGCUAUAAGAGUACAAAACUACCGGUUAAUGACGAGUUUGAACCCAGACCAAGUGCUACAAAGUAUGAUGGUGAUGGUUAUCAGAGUACAAAACUAUCGGUGAACAGUGAGUUUGAACCCAUACCAAGUGUUACAAGUUAUGGCAGUGAUGGCUAUAAGAGUAUGAAACUACCGGUUAACGACGAGUUUGAACCCAGACCAAGUGCUACAAGGUAUGACAGUGAUGAUUAUAGAAAAAUGAAACUACCGAUGAACGACGAAUUUGAACCUAGACCAAGCGUUAAAAAGUAUGAUGGUGAUAAUAACAAAAGCAAGAAGCUACAUGUGAACGACGAGUUUGAACCUAGGCCAAGUGCCACAAAGUAUAAUGACUAAAUAAAAUUAAGAAUGUAGCUGCCUUUAAAGGAUAUAAUGUGCUAUAAGUGUGUCCAAUAAUAACUCUGGUGUGAUGUAUUAUGGUCUUUGAAUAAAUAAUGUAAAAUAUUCGGUGAUUUAGAAUCAUCUUAAUAAUAAUGUGUGGUCCAUCUGUAAGUUCUAUCUCAAUUGUCAAAUCCUAAAAUUGUUAGGUUGAA
Medicago truncatula (barrel medic) is the source of this 1543-nucleotide messenger RNA. RefSeq lists its product as uncharacterized. The transcript is spliced from 2 exons. The coding region runs from base 54 to 1346 and encodes 430 amino acids. NCBI's taxonomy places the organism in Eukaryota, Viridiplantae, Streptophyta, Magnoliopsida, Fabales, Fabaceae. The record is from RefSeq and is a predicted model, not a curated record.